CCAACCUUUCUCAGGUGGUUGAAUUCCCGGCGACCUGAGCACCAUGGUUACGGCCGACGCAGCUCGCAAUGUCGUCGGCAUCAUGGGCAAUUGCAUCUCCUUUUGCCUCUUCCUCUCCCCUGCGCAGACAUUUGACCGGAUCUGCAAGAACAAGGACGUGGAACAGUUCACGCCGGAUCCCUACCUGGCGACGCUCAUGAACUGCCUGCUCUGGUUGUUCUACGGCCUCCCCAUUGUCCACCCCAACAGCUUACUCGUCAUCACCAUCAACAGCAUCGGCAUCAUCAUCGAGACAAUCUACCUCUCCAUUUUCUUCCUCUACUCGCCCCCAAAGAAGCGGCUAAAGAUACUUCUCGUCGUUGGCUUUGAGGUGGCGUUCGUGGCGUCCGUGGUGGUCGGAGUGCUCCUCAGCGCCCACACCUACGAGGACCGCUCCAGGAUCGUCGGCAUCAUCUGCAUCGUCUUCGGCACGAUUAUGUAUGCCGCCCCGCUCACAGUCAUGGGGAAAGUUAUCAAGACAAAGAGCGUGGAGUAUAUGCCAUUCACCGUGUCUCUGGUGAACACUAUCAACGGCUGCUGCUGGCUAGCCUAUGGGCUGAUAGGGAACGACCCCUACGUGACGAUCCCUAAUGCGAUCGGUACAGUUUUGUGCAUCUUCCAGCUGAUCCUUUACCUGUGCUACUACAAGUCGACCCCCGUCAAGGAGCAGAAUGUCGAGUUGCCCGCCGCCGCCACAGAGAACUAACAUUGUUGGCAACGGCAACGUUUCCCUUCCCUCGCCGUGGAGAGAUAAGCUUGGCUUGCUGCCGUCUGUGGUGCUAGUCUGCUUGUCUUUGUUAGCUAGUGUCUGACUGUGCCUUUAGUUCCGCGAACCAUUGUCGUCUGUCCUAGUACAAAGUAGACCUAAUAUAUGCAGCUGACUUAUCGCAGAUUAUGACACCACGCUUGUCCUCAUACUCCACGCUUGUCUUCAUACUCUCACAAUCCACUAUUUGAUGGCAAAAUGGAUUUGUUGAACCGCAGUGUUUCUGCAUUCUUGUCUAGUUG
This is a messenger RNA of Triticum aestivum (bread wheat), 1047 nucleotides long. Its product is annotated as bidirectional sugar transporter SWEET6b. Gene Ontology annotation, biological process: carbohydrate transport. Gene Ontology annotation, cellular component: membrane. Lineage: Eukaryota; Viridiplantae; Streptophyta; Magnoliopsida; Poales; Poaceae. The record is from RefSeq and is a predicted model, not a curated record. Gene Ontology annotation, molecular function: sugar transmembrane transporter activity. Bases 44 to 745 code for a protein of 233 amino acids. The transcript is spliced from 5 exons.